GCUCCACUGGCUUCUUUGCCUCUUCCCCGCAAGAUCCCACCGAACCACAAGAGGGACGAGGCCUUGAUGAAAAGUCAGCUUUGGACGACGUAGUUUCCCCCUCCGAGCUCCCCGCUGCUCUCGGUUCGUUAUGUCUUUGAGCCUGAUUCCCCUCCCGCCAUGCCCGCUGCACAACGCCCCCUGCCGCCGCCGCCGCUGCUCCUCCUGCCGGCCCUGCUGCUGAUAUGCUGCCUGGAUGAAGCGGUGAGAGCCGGGCUAGUGGGUGGAGGCCUUCCCUCCUCCGCGCCCGGGGACAAUGGCCUCAGCACCACGCCAUCCAGCACGGAGCCCACAGCUGCGGGGGGACCCCCAACCCCCCCCGCCUCCACAGCAGACCCUGGAUUUGCUCUCAAAGUUCUGGUGAGAGAUCGAGUGACCCGGCAACUUCUGCCAGGAGCUACUGUGGGCGUCUGCAUCAACCACACGGAGAUGAGUGCUGCACAGACUGGAGCGGGUGGCGAGGUUCUGCUGAGGGUGGUGUACAGUCCUGGGCAGAUUCUGACAUUGGUGGGCCAGAUGGAGGGCUACGUUCCCAGCCCGCUUCCUUGGAGCACCACCAAGAGACCAAUCUUCUCCAGCGUGACGAUUCUGCUGCUUCCUCAAAGUCAGGGUAACAUCUGGCUCUUUGAAGACUCCGUCCUCAUCACUGCCAAGUUGCCUGACAGUUCAUCUCAGCCAAUGGUGAAGUUUCCAAAGAACCUGCUGACUAGCUCUGAGAACAGCAACAUCUCAUCAGUGACCGCGUACUUGACUGUACCGCACUACCAGCUAGCUAGGGACUGUGCCAACUGCACCCCUGGAGUCAUCCUCAACAAAUCCGCUUUUACAAGCAUUGAGCUGAAACCAGUGGUGGCUGUCAGCGUCUUGCUCUACUCUGGUGGAGAGGAGCUUGAAGUCCGCGGGCCGAUUCAGAUCAGCAUCCCUCUGGGUCAUGACACUCACCUCCAAGCCUCUGACACCGUUCCAGCCUGGGCAUUCAACUUGAAAACUGGUGCAUGGGAGAAUCAGGGCUUGGGGAUAGUGAAAAAGGUCGGGGAAGAGCUGGUUUGGACCUACACCGCCUCUCAUCUGGGCAACUGGAUUGCAGCUUCCCUUCCUACUUCAAAUGAUUAUCUUGGAUACGGGGGCUUCCUCCACUUCAUGUCCUAUCAAGCUUAUCUUCUGGUGGGGAUUCUGGGUGCAACUUUAGUCAUAGUAGUCGGAUUCUUCUCUCUGCUGCUGUGUCACUGCAGAAGGUCCCAUCAAGAGCCGAGGAGGAGAAAAGCCAGAUUCUCGAAACUCACAGUGCUGAAGAAAGAUCAGACCACCUCGACCCACAUAGAGGAGGGUCUGCUUUUCCAUCACAGGGACAGCCUGGCCUCCUGCAGUAUCCAGUGCGAGCCCUUGUCCACCCCGAGGCACAAAGCAAACUUCAACAUUUAUGUGGAGGACCCGAGCAGUCGGCCCUCAGCACCUCUGUACGAGAACCUGUCCUCAGAGCGCAUGAAGGGCCCACCAUCCCAUUACAUCAACAGCGAAGAGGUGGCUAGGAUUCGAGAAAAGUCGGAGCACAAUAGCAUCAACCUAAACUCUGAGACAAACUUCUUUCAGGAUAAGCUGGUUCACAUCUGUAACCAGCCUGUGACCAUCAUCCAGGCCUCUGACCUUUUUGCGUCUCAGGAGCAGCAGAUGUCGGGCUGCAAAUCUAAUACGUUCCCCCGCAAUGGUUUGGAGUACGAUUCUGAGCCUGUUAACAAAGACAGCUACACCCAGACACUACCCAAGCACCAUCACGCUCAAGGUGGAAGCAGUCCACAGACUAACAGCCAGGACGAGCCACAGCCUCUGGAGACCCCACCGCAGGGUCCUGGUCCCAACGCUAGCAUCUGGGGGCGCUACAAUAAUCUCCUUGAGUCAUCCGUCUCUGUACCAGGGACUCUGAAUGAGGCUGCUGGGAUGGAGGGCUUCAGCGGAGGACAUGGGGGACCCAGUGAACUGCAGGGGAUCUCAGAGCGCACCCUGCUGGAGUUAACCAGGGGCAAGUCCUCAUCUGCUCACCCUAGGGCCUGGUUUGUCUCACUCGAUGGCAAACCCGCAGCCCAGGUGCGCCACUCCAUCAUCGAGAUCCAGAGUCGCCAUCGUCCACCCAGCAGCAACGACACCAGCCUGGACUCCGGAGUGGACAUGAACGAGCCUCAACAUAACAUCAGAGAGCAAGAGCGAGAUCGACCAUCCGUUAGGGCCUCUUCCCUCCCUUACCAUGGCCGAGGUGGACGGUACAGUGAAGAUCCAGAUUUAAGCAGCAGUGAGAGUGGGACCACUGCCACUUGUACGCCAGAGGACUUCUCCCUAAGGAACAUAUUGGACGGAAGCAGCGGCGCGAUCCCCAACAUUCCAGAGGAGCGAGACGGAAUGGAUACAUCCAGCGCUCAAGAGGACAGUGAGUCAAGGGGGACGCCUCCACCAAGGCGACUGAGGAAGGUGAGGGAAAAGGGCAAAAAUGAAAAACGGAGUGCCAAGCAUGUCAGAGACGGGAGACAUCUGGCAAAACGGAGCUAAAAUGGAAAGUAGCAUUUUCAGUAACCAUUUCAUCCUCAUUCAGCUGUCCUGGUCUCAUCACUCAUCUUGGUUCCGCUUGUGUUCUCACCGGCAUUGUUGGUAUUGAGUGGUGUGUUUGUGCAACUUUGCCAAAGAAUAUUUAGCUUGCUGGAUCAAAAGAUCAAUUUCAUGCUGUUGCUUUUCUCACCAGCUGGGUGUAAUGAUGAUGUUCACAUUCCCUGGUGCUAGCAAUGCCUUCUUUCCGCCUGAGAUCAUGAGCUCUCACCAUAUGGGGCGCAUUUGUCCAACGCCUGUCAUAUGGUGCACUUACCCUUACCAUAAAUGCCUGCGCAAAUAUCCAAACCUCUGUACACAUUGUUUCAUUUCAUUUGACAUUGGAAAAAGUCCUUGUUGCUGUUCAAGUCAACUUUUUAACUCAUGAAUGCUUGUUGUUAGCUAAUCUGUUUGAUAUUCGACUUCACCUCUGCGUGACUCCAAAGAUGGGCGAUGAUGUAUUUUUGGAGAAAAAUGUUGCUUGUGCGGUGGAAGUAAGCUGCCAUUUUAAACUUCUCAUCACUUGGGAUCCGAUGGGAAGCAUGAAAAAUGAAUGUUUGUCAGUGUGUGUGUGACUUUACUGCAUUUUUUUGUAGAUAUUCAAACACUGUUGAAGAAACUUCUGCUGCUGAUGUUGAAAAAUCAACCAUAACUUUUUAAAUGCAUUUAUUCCUGUCACUCCUGUCUACCAAAACUGUUUGAAAUCCUAACCUUCUUUUUCAUUAUUGACACUUUAUAUUGUAAAUUUUGCGCCCAUACUUAUUUAUGAAUGCAUGAUUGUGAAUGUGUGAAUGAGAUUAUUUAUUAUCAAGCCAACAUAAUUACAGAAAAAGACACGAAAUACUUAAAAUCACACUGCUUAACAUCAAUUAACAUUCUGUGCCUUGAUGUUUUUAAUCAGAAAGAUACAAGAAAACAAAGACCCACUCUCUUUUCUACAUUCGUGGAAGGAUGAAUUCAGAAUGAUCCAAGAGUGAUAUGAAAUUCAGUGAAGUAUUUUUUGUUUCUGUGCAGUUUAAAGUUAAGCGAGUGAAAAGGUUAGCCCAUGUCUUUUGCUAGUGUCGACAUUAGCUCAUAGUAGGGUGGUAGAGAAGAGCAAAACACAUUUACAAAGUUUUGAAACAAAUUUGUAAACUCAUGGAUCAAAUGUAAAGGUGUUUUGCACUGCCCGCCACUGCAUCAUUGCGCCAUUAUGCCUGAGCACAUCAUGUUACAGAGAAGUUGAGACCAAUGUAGAGCAUAAAUAUAUAUUGAUCAUGCACACAAGCAUUCAACUGUUUGGAGUGUAAAUAACCGAAAUGAUGUUCGAGCUCAACUCCACUUGCACAGACCUGAUCAGCAACAUAAAGUUGAGUGUUGGAGCAGCGAUUUUUGCCAUAUUUAGUCUUCCUUCCAUGCAACAGUGACGGCACCCAUGUUGGUGUGUAUAUACUUCAGCGGUGUAUUUAUAUGACUGUAUCUAAUACUGUUUUCGCUUUGAAUCUGGAAACGUCUUUUUUAAUUGCAUAGCAGUUGAGCAGUUUUACAUCCAAUUUUUUAAUGUUUCGCUACAGUCUUGAUCAGAAGUGUAAGCCCACCCACAUUUAUUGGAUAUUAAGCAUUGUAUAUUUACUUGACAUCAUUCCCAGCCAUUUUUAAACCUGUCUUUGUCGAACAAAAUGUGCUCUGAAAGUGUCUCAGUGUUCUUACUGUACUCCAACACUAGGCUUUUGGACCUCUUGGGUUCUUGCAUGAUCAUCUGUUAUCCAAAGCCUAUCAAGUUUAAUUAUUUAUACUUAGCAUUUAAAGCUGUGUUUCAUAAGAUGAUAGUCAUAGUGAUGGGCGGAUGAGGUAUCAUGAAACAGUAUUGCAGGGUUGAUGAGGGUUUGACGAAACAGUGUCACAAGAGGCCACUAAAAGGCGCUCUUGGUUAAGAAGGGAUGAGAUUUCAUUGAAUUAGUUGUUUCAAGUCCAAACAUUCCCCAGCAGACAGUGCCAUCUGGUGCUCUCUGAACAUCAGGACACUGUUUCAUGAAAUUCAUCAAUUCUUCAAUACUGUGUCAUGAGACCUCAUCUACCCAUCAUAAGUCAUGGUCUAUGGGUGGUCUUAAACCUUUGGCAAAGACUUUCCGAUGGUCUAAAACAUAUAUACAUAUUUUUUAUUCUCCAUCCAUUUUAAAUGUAGCAACACGUAGAGCACUUAAACAAUUCAGUAGGCUUGUACUAAACUCUAAUUCCACGUUUGGCUUCAGGUGAGAUACUCUUGAAACACUCAGCCCCGGCCACUCAUCUUGCUGAAUGUAUUUGUACUGAUUUUAAUGUGUUUGAUAGCGGGCUCCUGCUGUGUCCUGUCUGCCUUUUAUAUCUUGAUGACAUUUGAGUUCUUUUGCGAGUGAGCACCACCUGUGUUUACCACUGUAAUAAUGGUAGUGUUGUUAGUCCUGCCUUUCUUUGUGUACUUAUCUAAUAAAGCUUUCAAGAGUCAAUUUUGUUUGUUUAUUUU
Messenger RNA from Synchiropus splendidus (mandarinfish), 5092 nucleotides. RefSeq names its product family with sequence similarity 171 member B (gene fam171b). The record is from RefSeq and is a predicted model, not a curated record. The coding region runs from base 160 to 2577 and encodes 805 amino acids. NCBI's taxonomy places the organism in Eukaryota, Metazoa, Chordata, Actinopteri, Syngnathiformes, Callionymidae. The transcript has 8 exons.